Cuscuta campestris is the source of this 1046-nucleotide messenger RNA. The record is from the annotation of a GenBank genome assembly. Lineage: Eukaryota; Viridiplantae; Streptophyta; Magnoliopsida; Solanales; Convolvulaceae.
AAGAAGGAGGAAAAACCAGCUCUAACUCCAUUGUUGAGCGAAGAAAGGAGAAGGAGAAACAAGAAGAAGUAUCAAGGUUUCCAAAUCUUAAGCUCAAAAACACAGCAGCCACUUUAAGGUAAAAACUGAAAUUUUCCAUCCAUUAUCUCGGAAUACUUUCUGAGCCAAAGUUGUAGCCCCGGACGAUACGAAUCCAGCCCAACAAACGGGUUGCGAUUUCGUUAAGUAACGAAGAAGAUAUGGCCAAAAUACCUUGACUGCGCCAGUGGUGGCGAGCUCCUCGGGUUGAACCAUGUUUCUUCACCAUAUUCAUGUUGUUCCAUUCCAAAUACUCAUCAUAAACUCUCUAACAAUUAUUAGGAACAUCCGGAAGAUAUCGUAGAGAAGGUUUGGUGUUGGAAUAUUGAAGUUAAUUAGUUAAUCGUCGGAAUCGUAUAAAUGGACAUAUUCAAAAUUCUGGACAGCAACUUUCCCUUGACUUUAGGUCCGAUUUACGCUAUCUUACAUCUGUUAACUCGAAAUACUUUCUAUACGAAAGUUACAGCCUUACAUCUUAGAAAUCCGCAGAAUCAAACGGUUUGCGAUUCCGUGAAGAAACGAUGGACCUAUGCCCAAAAUACCGCAGGCUAUCCAAUUGUGACGAGAUUGACAAAGUUGAUGAAUUUCGAUGAUGUUUCCACUCCCGUUCAUCCGUAAGGUUUCGACCGAUGAUUUCCAGCGGUUUCGCUGAGCGUGUAGUUUGUAUAUUUCGUUGACUACACGUAGGUAACAUGAGGACAAUGACGGAACCACUCCCGGAGGGUAUUGAGUCAGAGGAGAUGCAAGGAUGGCAGGCAAAUGUUUGAUCAUCAAAGAUUUUAAAUGUGUCAUGAUUUAAUUAUUAUUGUACUUCCGCAUUACUCUGAAAAUAUUUUUAAACGGGUCGCGAUCCAGAGUCUGUAAAUUUAAUAUUUAUAAGUAAUUGUCAUUUUCAAAUGUCAAGCGAAAUUUUUAUUUAACUCUCGUUUCACCUUAAUUCGUGUAAUUCCGGGUUUUACGGAUUGGGG